Messenger RNA from Drosophila suzukii, 1561 nucleotides. RefSeq lists its product as uncharacterized. Lineage: Eukaryota; Metazoa; Arthropoda; Insecta; Diptera; Drosophilidae. The record is from RefSeq and is a predicted model, not a curated record.
AUAGAAAGCCAAAUAUAUUUUCGACUCACUACCUGACAACACAGAUUACAAUCCAACAUUUUACAAUUUUUUUUUAUUUUCUCACCUCACAGUUUAAAAGCAGUGAUCGAAAAGAGAAAUGCAUCGAAUACACGUCAUUCCCAGGAGGCAAGAUUACGACAAAACCCUUGUCGAGAUAUACAGGCCAAAAAAGUUUGUGGCUGAAUCUUUGACUUCGGUUUAUGCCAGUCGUACGACUGUAGCACCCAAUGGACAUAUUCGCACUGACGCUGUUAAGGGGAUCGAGGAUCGUCAUUUAAAGGCUUCACCUGAUUUGCCCAGCCUUCAGGAACGCAGCGCUAAGUCGAACAGCAAGAAUCUUUAUAAUCUUUCCCUCCAACUUAUGGAUAAAGAGGAGACCUGCGAAAGCGGUUUUUCAGGUGGAAGGAAGAGGAUUCGACGCCAUGUUAAAGUUCAGGACCCUUUCCAAGAGAACGUUCCGAUUAAUGUUAGGACUCAUAUGCGAAGUCGGGUGGAUAAGAUCAAGAUUAAGAAUCCUCGUCACGACAGAAGAAGGAGCCCUCCAAUGCCUGCUAUGGACGGCUCAAGGAAACAAGACCAGAAGAAAAAUAAGGAAUAUUCUAAAAAAGUAAUUGGACCACUCAACUCGAAACCGUGUCGUAAGUUGUAUCGUAAGUUUCCAGAGAGCCUUCAAACCCUUUGUUCCCGUCCCAUUAUCACAGCCCCAAAAACCAUUCAAGACCAGGACACAAUCCAAAAAACGGCAUUAAGCAUACAGAAGGCUGAGGUUCAGCCACAUGUUGUAGAAUCCGAUAUGGAGUCAUUCAGAUAUUCCGAAAAUCCAAAGGAAACCCUUAGGGCAAUCUUUCAAAAAGCAGCUCGCAAUAUUCCCCCGACAAAACCGGCUUCUUUGGUCAAAAAGGAUCCAAAGGACCCGAAGGAUCUAAAGAACCUAGAGGACUCAAAGGAAAUUCUUGAAAAGGUGAAUGUGGAUGAUAUUCUAAAGGCCUGGGCUUCACAGAAGAUACAAUUUGUACUGGAAUUGAUCGAUGCAAAUCACACUUAUAGCUUAAUCUUUCUACUGGUCACCGUGCUUUACUUGGUCUACAUCCUGUGGUAUGAUGUCAGCUACAGUGUAAAUGAAGAAAACCGAUAUCUGGCCAAGUUGCAAAGCUCGGGACUGCCUAUGAAGAGUUUCUACUAUCUGAUGCGUUUGCUCAGAGCUCCCAUAUUUUGAUGGGCUAGCGAAAUUGAAGUUUUAAUCAAACAUUUUGCAUUUCAAUAACAGAACGGCACGCCGCUAUUAUUCCGUUCUGUUUCCAUGGUGAAAUAUUUAUUGUAAAAUAUUUAUAAAUGGAUAUUUUUGCUGUUUUACGCUCCACAACAAAGUGUUGAAUAGGACUUGCGCUCCAACGCCUCUUCCGCGGUGCCACGCCCCUCAUUUCCCACCGUGUCUCACCUGGUGCCGGGCUAACAAAUGAAAAACAAAUAUUAAGCUUUGUUGUUUUGCCAAAAUAGAACAGAAAACCCAUAAACACACAUGCAACACGCACACGUAGAG